This is a messenger RNA of Myotis daubentonii (Daubenton's bat), 2653 nucleotides long. Its product is annotated as deleted in malignant brain tumors 1 protein-like. The record is from RefSeq and is a predicted model, not a curated record. The transcript is spliced from 4 exons. Gene Ontology annotation, biological process: cell-cell junction maintenance. NCBI's taxonomy places the organism in Eukaryota, Metazoa, Chordata, Mammalia, Chiroptera, Vespertilionidae. Gene Ontology annotation, cellular component: membrane. Bases 60 to 845 code for a protein of 261 amino acids.
AGCAUGACCCUGGCUUCCAUCCACUGGACAGGAAGUCCUAGGGCUCAGGGAGGCAGGCGAUGGCAGGAGAUACAGAGGGAGGGACUUUGGAAAAACUGACAGGUUCAGGGCACCACUGCUAUGUCCACCCUAAGGCCAUGUGCACGGCAUCAGCUCUGUGUGUAGAAGCUGAGGGUCAUCAACCUGGGAUCCAUUUCGGGCACUUGGGAGCUUGGUGUCUGACUGUCCUUUUGUUUCUCACAGCUGCUCAACCUUCCACAUCCUGGCCAGACUCAUGGACAACUCAUCCCGCAACUCCAUCCACAACUGCCUCUCCUACAACAACAGAAGAUUUCGGGACCGAUUCAGCUCUGGCCCUGAGGCUGGUGAACGGUGGUGACCGGUCUCAGGGCCGUGUGGAGGUCCUCUACCGAGGCUCCUGGGGCACCGUGUGUGACGACGGGUGGGACACCAACGACGCCAACGUGGUGUGCAGGCAGCUGGGCUGUGGCUGGGCCAGGUCGGCCCCAGGAGGUGCCCAGUUCGGACAGAGCUCAGGCCCGAUCGUGCUGGAUGACGUAGGCUGCUCAGGGCACAAGUCCUACCUGUGGAACUGCCCGCACAGGGGCUGGAACUCCCACAACUGCAAUCACGGAGAGGACGCCGGCAUCAUCUGCUCAGUUGGGCCCCCAAAGUCUGUUCUCCUUCGUGGGUGGUGUUUUCUCAGUGAGUGUGUCCCUCAAUCUGUUUCCUGUCAAAGUCUUUCUUUAUUUCUUGUUCCCUUGAAGAGUCCUAGUUCUCUGCCUAGAUCAGUAUUAGUCUGUCCUGGUGCUAGGUGUAAGCAGAUGAAUGAGGACCUACACUGAGUGUAAGGAUCACACCAUCUGCCUACAGGACCGCACACGCCAGCGGCACAGGCAGUGUUGUGAGUUGCCUGGAAGGGACCCCGUGGCCAGAGGUACGGUGACCCUCACACGGCUGGCCUGCAUUUGGGGCUCAGGAGUCCUUGCCUGUCAGUUUCUCCAUGGGAAUUGGAUGCAAUCUCUGCACCAGGUCUGCUCUGCGAGGGCAGCGGGCCCUCUGAGACCCACCGGCCUAUGCCUCGUAGUUGCCUAUGGUCAGGCCUGAACCGCACACAUGGGAAAGGAACCUGAGCAGACUCCUCACUCUUGGCCCCUCCAUGCCUCCUAAAAGCUGCGAGGUAGACAGUUUCCUGGUGUCAACUCUGUGCCUCCAUCUAGACACGAAAGGAAUCGCCUGGACGUUGGCACCAAUGCCCCGGGUCUUCCUGGGCCCUGGUGGGGAGUGUCCCUCCUGGGUUAGAUGGCAAAGGCCCCGCCUUCCAAGGCUGGGGACCAGCAUGGCUGAGCGACCACCUGCUCAGUGUCUCCCACGAUGCCUCUAGCUGUGUCCCCUUCAGUGCCACAUGUCUGGCCCGACGCCCUCUCUCUCACAGCUGCAUGGCCCUGUCCAGCACUAUGCCCACUGAGUCCCACCUCCUCUGAUGCUCCCUCCCUGCUCAGCCCACAGCCCACCAGGAGCUCCUAGAGGGGACUGUGCCAGUUUCUGUCUCCCAGUCCCUCCCUGAUGUGUAGAUGGUACAGUUGUGCCCAUAACACAUUGACCCUCUGGUCUGGCUCAGAGCGAUAAGGGCAUUCUGGCUACAGCGCUUUCCCACUCUCAGUGACAGGGGACACUCUGCCCAGAGGACAUUCUGCUCCCUGUGCUGAGGCAACAGAGACCCUUCAUCCAUGGACCCCAGACAGAGCCUAGGAGAUGCUUUUACCAAAGGACACUGCGUCAGGAGCUAAGCUGGGUUGCUCUCCCCAAUUCUAGCUCUGGUUCCCAUAGUGAAGGUCACUCAAGGACAUGGUAUGGGCUGGUUGCAAGCUCUCAGAAAGGGCCUCUUUCUCCCAUAGCCACAGAGCUUCUCAGGCCACCCUGUCCCUGACCCUCUGACCCUAGUCACAGCUCAACAGACUCGAGCUUGACCCUCUUCUUGACUUUCUAAGCUGCUCUGUUUUCUCUCCAGUUGGGUGGUACACAUCAUUCCACAUGUGAGCAUCCCUGGGUCUGGCCAAAGCAUCAGAAUUCAUCACUGUAGCUUCCAGGCCAGGGUGACAUUCUCUCAUCUUGUGUUAGAACUCCUCAGACCUCACCCCAUCCAACAUGGAGGGUUCCCCCCACAUCCCAGAAUCAUGGAUUCCCAUCACCUACCAGUUAUGGGACAUAUUAGUCAGGAUGUUUUAGUUUGCAAGUGACAGGAGCUCAACUCAAACUUGUUGAAGCCAGAAGAGCAGUCCAUGGCUCACACAUGAGGGACAUCUCCUGGCAGAGCCAGCUUCAGGUGCUCCUGGAUCCAGGCGUUCCGAGACUGUCUCCGUGCGCAUUUCUUACUCCUGCUUUCUUAUGUGUUUGGGAUUCACUAUCGGCUUGCUUUCUGCACAGGCGACACUGCUAGUGCCAACGGUGGGGCUCCCCUUUUUGUCCUGCAUCGCAAGGCCAACGUGGUGGGAAACCAAUUGAAGAACAUGCCUCCCACAGCUCACACCCAUAGGUGCUGUACCCAGCUCCAUGAAGAUAAAGGGUUUUGGAGGAACUUUGGUCCAGUGUUAUUGCAGGGGAACGUUACCCCGAACACUAAGGCUUGGCCCCUGGAGGAAUUAGGAACCUC